Messenger RNA from Liolophura sinensis, 2565 nucleotides. Its product is annotated as probable hydrolase PNKD. The record is from RefSeq and is a predicted model, not a curated record. Gene Ontology annotation, cellular component: mitochondrion. Lineage: Eukaryota; Metazoa; Mollusca; Polyplacophora; Chitonida; Chitonidae. Gene Ontology annotation, molecular function: hydroxyacylglutathione hydrolase activity.
GUUGAAUCGGCUUUCAGUCGGGAGUGGUACGAAGACGUGUGGAGGGGCGAAAUUUGACGAUAUAGCAAAGCAGUGUAAUAUCUGGCUGGCUGGCUGGCUGGCUGGUAGACGGAGCAGGGGACAACCAAAUGUGCCUCCAGGCUCUGGCCCCGGACUAUGCAACUUGACAGUUUUUGCCUUGGCGCAGGGAAAACGUUGUCAUCUAGACUUUUGCUUCAGCCAUAUGUGAAGUUCCCAAAAUCCUCGCUGUGAUAGAAUACCACCAGUUUUAUCUUAGACCCGAACCAUCUCAGCACAUAUGUUCUACCGCUGCUGGAAAUUUCAUGGAACUCGUCCCUAUUCCUAGCUGAAUUGUACCCGACAAAUUGGAAGGCAACUCUUUGGGGAUUCUGUGAACAAACCUAACAAGUUCCAAUCAAUCAAGCCUGCAACAGAGAAUUAUGGCUACUCGCCCAGGCGGAUGUCUCUUCCAGUUAGGGUACUAUUUCUACUCCAAGACCCGUGUGGGAUAUUAUAUGCACAGGAGGGAUCUAGCCAAGGCACGUCGCAAAUUUGAAGAUGGCCACUCAAAAACAGAACCUACAAAAUUUAAUGGUCUGCAGAUUUUGCCGAUCGCAAUUUUGGAAGACAACUACUCCUACCUGGUGAUGGACACGAUAAAUAAGACAGCCGUGUGUGUGGAUCCAGCGGAUGCUCAAGCUGUACAGGCAGCAAUUGAAGCUCAUUCGGUUACCCCAGUGGCGAUAUUGACCACCCAUAAGCACUGGGACCACAGCGGUGGGAAUAGCGACCUGAAGCACGUCUACCCAGAGAUGAGGGUGUACGGGGGCGCCAUGGACAACAUUCCUGCCGUCACACAUCCAGUUGCUGAUGGAGAUGUCCUGCAGUUUGGUGCUAUGAAGUUUGAGGUAAACUUUACACCGGGUCACACAGUAGGUCAUGUGAUCUUCCGUCUCGAUGGUUCGCCUUUCGGAGCCCCGGACUCCCUUUUCUCAGGAGAUCAUCUGUUUCUCUGUGGUUGUGGACGGAUGUUUGAGGGUGCACCUGGGGUGAUGUUGAGAUCACUGGAUCACCUGACAGAGCUCAAGGACGACACGCUCGUUUGGCCAGGUCAUGAGUAUGCAAUGGAUAACCUGGAAUUUGCCAUAGACCUUGAACAGAACAACCAGGCCGCUCAGCAAAAACUGGCUUGGGUUCGAGAGCAAAGAAAGGACCGAGCGUGCACAUCCCCGUCAACCAUAGAAGAAGAGAAGCAAUAUAACCCUUUCCUGAGAACAAACACAGACACAAUUUUACAGUCACUGGGUUUAGAACUGAGCAAAGAUGGAGAAACAAGCAAAGAUGCAGUCCGAGCUCAAGCCUUAGCAGAAAUUCGUCAAAGGAAAGACCAUUUCAAGUACAAACUAUAGACACAGAAACAUGGCUCCUUUUUCUGGCAACAAACUGAUCUGAUUUUUUAUAACGGUUGUGUGCCCUUUGAUAUUGGGUAUUAUUAUACUUUCUUUGAAGCACAAGGAAAGAAAAUCUAUGAUACGCAACUCCAUUGGUAAUAUUUUCUAAACCAUUUCUUACCAAGUGGCCCUUGAACAUCUGUGGUGUCUGGUAUUCAGUAUUUGUGUUGUGCGUAUUAUGCGUGAUGGAAUGUGCAAGAGAAUUUGCAGCUGUGUAGAAUCAAGUUUUGAGGAACAAUUCCUCAAUGUGGCUUCUACUCAUCCUUUCCAACCUUAUUAUGAAAUGUGUAUAGAUAGGAGAGUUGGAUGAAGGGAGGUAAUCAAUUUAUAUGGUAUAGCAAUUUUGCUGCACAGUGUUAUUUGUAAGCUACCUGUCUUUUAAACUGUGAGUUCAACACCAUGCAUUUUUUCUCAAUUUUUAAAUGUCACCAUUGUCAGUUUCAAGAGUUUGUUGUGUUUUAAGAAUAGUUAUAGUUUGGCGAUAAUAUUUGUUUAUCUACAAAACAUGAUUGACAUGUACACGAGGUCUUUCAUUUGGGAAAAUACUCAAAAACAGAUUUGGAAGUACCAUAAAUCAUCUGUAUUUUCACAGAUUUUAUUUCAAGUGUUACAAAGAUUUUUUGUGAUUUUUACUGGUAAUCUUAUAAAUAUCAGAUGAUUUUUCACCACUUUGGUAUAAUGAGUGAAAAAUUCCAUGAUAUUAAAACCAUCAUUAAAUUUGAAAAGGUGAAGAUUAGGAGUUAGCCCUUGAUCGGGUAGAUAAUAUGUGGUUCAGAUUAUGUUACAAUCCUGCAGCUGUUUUCACAGACAGUCUUAAAAAAAAGGUUUUCUCAAGGAGAAUAAACAUCUUAAAAACUGGUCUGGAUAAUCUUCAGCCUAUAUUAUCAACCAAUCAGAGCAUCUCUCAUAUGUGUCAUUGAUCUGGGUUUUUCUUUAUCCGUACAGCUUAUCGCUGUUGUGUAUUAAAGUGAGAACAAUCUCAUCAGCCUAUGUAUGUUAUUGAUGAAACCAAAGGCAAGACUUGCUAACAACUGAUGUAAAGUGAGAACAAGCCCAUCAGCGUAUGUACUUCAUUGAUGAAACUAAAGGCAAGACUUGCUAACAACUGAUGUAA